AUGAUGAACGGCGUCCGUCUAGCGUUGCUCUUUUGGAGCGUUUGGAUAGUGGAAGGAAGACCCAUUGUGCGCAACAUUCGCUCCACUCAUGAAUUCGACCGUUUGAUUGAAAAGCACACCACCGAGACGGGUCUGCCUGUGGUGGUUGAUUUCUAUUCUGAUUCUUGUGGUCCUUGUCGCAUGAUGGCCCCCAUUUUCAAAAAGGUGGCCCAAGAAAUGAAGGACACGACCGUCUUUGUCAAGAUUGAUACCAAUGCCCAAUACGAGCUUUCUUCGCGAUUCCAGGUUCGAUCGCUCCCCACUUUCAUGUGGUUUGUUGGAGAUCCCCGUAAUCCCACCAUGACGGAAAAGGGCGGCAUUGGGGAACAACGAUUGCGACAAUCCACCCAACAGGCCAUUCGACAAGCCGAACACGAAAAUGUCGCCAUUGAAUUGGAAGCCUUUCAGCAGUACUAUCAGGAAAUGGAUGCCAACAAACCACAAGCCGAUGUCGAAUCCUUGUAUCAAAAAUGCGCCAAAAAGACACGCGGAUCGAAAGAGUGUGUCGGUGGAUCGGCGACGCAGUUGCUGCGAAAAUUGAAAAAGAAAUACGGCAAAGGACCACCCACCAAAAAACGAUACCAACCACAACCCACUACAGGAUCCGACGAAAGCAGUGGUGGUAGUAAGGAGGAUAGUACCAAAAAAGCACGAAAACCACGAGGAUCCAGUGGUGCUCCCAAUCUACACUUGGCCACCAAAGAACAGCUGCAGGUGGAAUUGGAAAAGAGAUUGGACGAAGAACGGGAUGCCCAGGUCGAAGAUGAAGCAGAAGACGAAGAGGAACCAGAUCCGGAUUUCAAAAGAUGGACUCCGGGACCCUUUCCUCAACCGAUCACUAUAAUUGGUGGAGGUCCUGCGGGCAUGUCGGCUGCCAUUUACGCGGCCCGUGCCGGACUCAAUCCACUCAUCAUCGCACCCAGCAUGGGAGGACAGCUACAAGGCAAGGGAGUCGAUGUCGAGAAUUAUCCCGCAUUGGCCAAUGUCACUGGACCCGCCGUCAUUGCAUUGAUGCGGCAUCAAGCGGCCAAAUUCGGAGCCGCCUUUGAAGACGACAUGGUCUUGAAAAUCGAUACCUCUAAACGACCCUUUACCAUUCACACCAACGAAACCGGAGCCAUCGAAACACAUUCCAUCAUUGUCGCCACGGGGGCCGAAAGCAAAUGGCUGGGGAUCCCCGGUGAGUACGAAUUGCGGGGAGGUGGUGUCUCGUCGUGUGCCACUUGUGAUGGAUUUUUGUUUGCCGGAAAGGAAGUCUUGGUAGUGGGAGGUGGUGACACUGCCAUGGAAGAUGCACUCGUCUUGGCACGAACAUCCUCCAAAGUCACUUUGAUUCAUCGUAGGGACACUUUCCGGGCGUCCAAAGUCAUGGCCGAACGUGUCAUCAAUCAUCCCGUCAUUGAGAUUAAAUGGAACACCACAUUGGACGAAAUUGUGGGACAAACUCUCAACGACCCGAAAGCCGCCCGAACAAUCAACACCAAUGCCGAUGAAGCCGAAGAAGAAGAACUCGACAUGGACAGUCCCGCCCCGCAAGCUUCGGAAACACCCCAAGAAGACCAAAUGGUCGUCAAGGCUGCCAUUGUCAAGAAUGUUAAUACGGGCGAGAAAACCGAAAUCACAGUGGACGCGGUCUUUGUCGCCAUUGGACACACACCCGCCACGUCCUUUUUGGAGGGCAUUGUGGACUUUGAUCCCAGUCAUCCCGGUUAUGUCAAGACGGUUGGGACAUCCACCUACACUUCGCUGCCAGGCAUUUUCGCUGCUGGGGAUGUGGCUGAUUCCGUGUACAGACAAGCCAUUACAUCGGCGGGCAGUGGUGCCGCGGCGGCUUUGGAUGCCGAACGAUGGCUCAGCGAAGAAGGUUUGGGCAAUGAAGCGGCGGAAAUGGAAGCCGAACUCAUGAGGGAAUUGAUGGAGGACGGUCCUGGUGACAGUAGUGGAGCCUACAAUGCCUACGAAGAUGCCGCUGCGCGAGUUGCGGGUGUGAAAGAGAGCCUUGGGGCAGAACUUUAG
Messenger RNA from Seminavis robusta, 2055 nucleotides. The record is from the annotation of a GenBank genome assembly. Lineage: Eukaryota; Bacillariophyta; Bacillariophyceae; Naviculales; Naviculaceae.